Molecule: messenger RNA, 519 nt
Organism: Candida dubliniensis CD36
Lineage: Eukaryota; Fungi; Ascomycota; Pichiomycetes; Serinales; Debaryomycetaceae
Exons: 1
Coding region: 1-519 (172 amino acids)
Source: RefSeq, a predicted model, not a curated record
AUGACAUAUCAAACUGGAAGAAAAUGUUCACUUGGAAUAGAAGAACCUAUUGAUAUUUCUUCCAAGAAUGUGCCACUUAAUGCAUUUUUAAUUUAUACCACAUCGAGAACUCUACCAGACCACAAUUCGACUGAUUCAUGGAAUGAAUACUAUGAUAGCUUGUCCAUGACAAAUAACACACAGGUAAUGACAGGUUGUACUGAUAAUGUGAAAUCAACCAACAAUGUUCCUCGUUGUGUAAGUGGGGUUGAAUCAAAAGUGGCUACUUCUGAAAUGGAAACUUUGCACAGAUGUCGGUUUUCAGUGUGUGAUUUGAAUAAUUUAGAAAAUUAUCUAUAUCAAUCAGAAAAGGAAUCCAACUCAGCAGUAAUAGAACAAAUAGAAGCACACAAUAGUACAGGUAUGAACACUUGUUGUAAUUCAAUAAUUGAUAUUAAUGCUCAAUGUAAUCAUAUGAAAAAUCAUAGAAGACGGAAAUCAAUUGCAUUGAAAUUUAAGAAACCACAGACCUUAUUAUGA